Molecule: messenger RNA, 1139 nt
Organism: Tarenaya hassleriana
Lineage: Eukaryota; Viridiplantae; Streptophyta; Magnoliopsida; Brassicales; Cleomaceae
Product: carboxy-terminal domain RNA polymerase II polypeptide A small phosphatase 1
Exons: 1
Coding region: 53-925 (290 amino acids)
Molecular function (GO): phosphoprotein phosphatase activity
Source: RefSeq, a predicted model, not a curated record
CACUCUCUCCUCUGUCUCUCUCUCCUUCUUUCUCUCUCUCUGGGUUUCAACAAUGGCGACGAAGCUGAUAAAGAGGACGCCGAAGCCGAUUAAGCGCCAUCACCGUCAUUACCUCCGCCGCCACCACCACCGGAGAGGCCACAGCCACCACCAGGCGAGAUGCACUCCGGCGGCGGCGACCACCGUCAUCUCCUCCAUCAACAGCUCCUUCUACAAAUGCCACAGCCUCCUCCUCCGCCUCCUCUCUCGUCUCGAUUCCCUCAGCUGCCGGAGCAAUUGCAGCACAAUGGGCUUCCAAAUCCUCAAAACCCGCAUCGACCCAGUUCCCAAGUCCCUCCCUUUCCACGCCCUGCUCUCUCUCCUCGACGAAGACGACAACAAACCCGAAGAUUCUAGGAAGAAGACGGUUGUUUUGGAUCUGGACGAGACUCUGGUCCACUCGUCGAUGGAGAGACCGGAGGGUCCGUACGAUUUCGUGGUGAGGCCGACAAUCGACGGCCAGAUCAUGAAGUUCUUCGUGAUCAAACGGCCAGGAGUGGACGAGUUCUUGAGGAAGAUGGGGGAAAAGUACAGGGUGGUGGUGUUCACGGCCGGAAUGCGGGAAUACGCAUCGCUCGUGCUGGACCAUCUGGAUCCGGGCAGGGGUCUGAUCUCUCACCGCCUCUACAGAGACGCUUGCUGUGAAGUAGAGGGGAGGCUUGUGAAGGAUCUUGGGCGCGUGGUGAAGGACAUGGGGCGCGUGGUCAUUGUGGAUGACAACCCAAACUCGUACUCUCUUCAGCCAGACAACGCCUUUCCGAUAAAGCCGUUCAUAGAUGAUCCGGAGGAUGUCGAGCUGCGGAAGGUCGGUGAGUUUUUCGACGCUUGUGAUGGGUUUGAUGACAUGAGAGUUGCUCUGAAGCAGCUCGUUGGCAGAGAUGAAUGAUCUGAUGAUUUGAUUUCAAUGUGUGUUAUUAGUUUGAUGUGUGAGCGAGGGAGAGUGGAGAGAGAUUCAGAUGACGGGGUUUUUUUUGGGGCAUUGAACAAUAGAUUUGGUUGUUCAAUGCUUUGUUUAGCCUCCUCCAGCAAAUCAAUUUGCUGAUUAGUUUUCUCUUUGUUUUGUUUGAGAUUUCACUUCUCGAUUCAAAGUUGUUAAUAAA